CUAGAAGCAAAAGGAAAAAUACUGUUUACAGUUCAGAAUGAGUAUUAUGGAAUAAAGAAAGGGAAGGGGAAGGGGUGCACGCGACCGGGAUUUACGAGAGAAUGGAGCAAUGUCUCAAUGAGGUCUUUGCCGCCGAUAUUUGACGUAUGGGUGGAUAAAUUAAUAUAUCCUACAGGACCAGCUCCUUGGCUAUUAAUCUCGACCGAGUCAGUUGCCCCUAGAGCUGAGGAACCUUAAACCAGACCCAGUCGUUCGGCGGCAAAUGUGAAACACUGACUUCUCUCGCUUAGAUCCAUCUCAACAGCUAUCACGACGACUACCGAGAACGCGUCACGACGAUGAGGUGAUCAUUGCCGGAUAUGGUUGAAAAACCCUGACCGUUGUCCCUCAUGGCAUCGCUGGAUCCUGACUAUCACUGGAGACAAUUGCAGCGCCAACCUAAGCGUUAGCCAUCAAUCAGGCCAUGAUGACCCCCCAACAGCUCCAAGAAGGAUGUAAUAUGAAUGGAUACCAAGAGGAUGUAUACUAUAAAAGCUAGAAAACCCCGAAGUCUACCACUGUGAAAUAAUGUGCAACCGCCAUUAUUCAUUUUUGCAUUCAUUCAUUCUUUCUUUCUUUCUUUAACAUCUAGUCUUUCCUUUUACCUUGUCGCUCUUUCAAUAUGCGCUCUAUCGUUCUGUCUGCCCUGGCGGCAGGCCUUGCACAAGCUUACACGGUGACAAAUGUUGGGUUGUUCAUGUUCAAAAACAUCGAUCCUCUGGUGGUCCCUGGCAAAUACACCAGCCAUAUGCAUAGUUUCUUUGGCUCCGAUGCUAUUACUGCCAGCACUAAAACAUCUGAAGAGCUGCAAAAGGGCUGCUCCACAGCUAAGAACCCCAACGAUUAUUCGACUUACUGGGUUCCAACCCUCUACCAUGUCGAUGGUUCAAAUUAUACCGCAAUCCCUAUCUUCCGAUUCAGCGCCUACUAUGUCGACGUCAACAGUGCCGAGAUUGCCAUCCCCCAGAACAUGAAACUUCUGGCAGGCAAUGCCACUGCUACGUACCUGGACGGCGUGGAUGGCAACGCUGGUAUUCAAUGGUUCUGUGAUAGCCAGGCAGGAGAGGAGAAGGACGACGCAGCCUUCCCGACCGAGACGUGCAAGUACCAUCUGCAGACUCUUCUCCUCUUUCCCGACUGUGCCAACCCAGACACCCUGGAGUAUGCCUACUCGGCCAACCCCGAUUGGGUGGAUGGCUACGGCGAGAAUCGAUGCCCAAUUGGCAUGAAGCGUAUCCCUCGUCUCCGGUUCUCCAUUCGCUACGACUUGCGGAAGAUCCUUCCAGACGGCUGGUCCGGUACCCCUCCAUUGGAACUCGCCUGUGGCUCCUCAUACUGCAGUCAUGGAGAUUUUAUCAACGGAUGGCUUCCAGAGGCCGCGGAGAACAUGGUGAAGGACGCUUCCUCCAAUGACCGCGAGUAUUUCCAAGUCUCUGGUCCCAAUGGAGCGGGUGAUGAGGGUUCCUUGUGCGAUGCGGAAGAUGCCCAGGAUAGUGAUCCUACCCAUGGUACCAGCGACUAUUGGGAAAGUGUGAAGAUGAUGGGUAUGAGCAAGAACUCGACCUUAGUGAGGUGGGGUUUGGCUCGUCGUCAAUCUUAAGCCAGGUCUAAGCCUGAGAGGUUCGCCCACAUUCAAACCAGAGCAGCUGCCUAUCACAUCUUCGAAUGGAUAUUGCUGGCCGACAUCCUGCUUUCCUGUUUUGUAAAUACCUCCAACUAUUGUCGCUCGCUUUGGUGAAUA
Molecule: messenger RNA, 1780 nt
Organism: Aspergillus caelatus
Lineage: Eukaryota; Fungi; Ascomycota; Eurotiomycetes; Eurotiales; Aspergillaceae
Product: DUF1996 domain-containing protein
Exons: 2
Coding region: 662-1639 (325 amino acids)
Source: RefSeq, a predicted model, not a curated record